Nymphalis io (European peacock) is the source of this 1452-nucleotide messenger RNA. RefSeq lists its product as uncharacterized. The transcript has 9 exons. Lineage: Eukaryota; Metazoa; Arthropoda; Insecta; Lepidoptera; Nymphalidae. The coding region runs from base 9 to 1421 and encodes 470 amino acids. The record is from RefSeq and is a predicted model, not a curated record.
AUGUAUAAAUGAUUGCUUUACAUUCACGUCGACUACGAAGGAAAUUAAGUGCUGUGUCUUCUGGUUCGGCGCGAAGACGGGCUCGGGAGCGACUACGAGCUGAACAAACUCGUACUGAGGGUGAACGGCUUGCUAAGGAAAGACGUGAACAACGGUCUAAGGAGAAGUUUGAACUACAAAAACAGGCCCGAUUAGAGCUGGCGUCGUAUGAGCCGUGGGGUCGCGCAGGCGGCGGCGCGCCCAAUCUUCGCAGCGUACGAUUUUGCAAUCUCCGCGCUUUUGGUAUCUACCCUGAAGAUGAACUUAAGGGUACAGCUGCUCACGAGCCUUGCCGGAUGUGGUCAUCGCCUCGUCGACACCGAAGCACGCCGCUGCGUCUCCGCGAGGAUCCACAACUUUGCUACGCCGAUGUUUUGCGGCAGACUGUUGACAAUGACAUAAGAUAUAAGCAAACGCCUAACCAGCAACAGGCCUAUAAACAAAUUCUAGAUGAAAUGGUUGAUAAGAGGCAGAAAUCAAUACAAGAAGGUAUAAGACGCAAUUUGGAAUACGAGCGCAAAAUGCAAACGAUGGAUGGACCUUGGGGCAAGCCAGGACCAGGUGGGACGAUUUGGAGGAACCCUCGAGAUAUUGGCUUAAAUUUCUCUAAGUCUAUGGGUUGGACAAAUAAUGAAAUUUUUAAUAUAUUAAGAGGUGAACACAAGCGACAUAAAAGGUCGUCGCUUACUUUACCUAAAGUAAAGACAGUGGACGAUUGUACCAAAGAAGAUGAGAUAACAAAUAAAGAAAAUAUAAAACAUUCCAGCGUUGAAAAGUUACCUGACAUACCCGGUAAACAAUCAAGCCUAGAUCGUGAUGACUGUACUGAUGCUAAAUUUAAAAGUGGAGGCAAAGAACAUAUAUAUAUUUCUAACAAAAACGGCAGACAAAAACGAAGGUCGAAUAAGAGUAAAUUUGUCAAAAGAUUAUCAAAUGGAGACAGAGUAAUUCGAAGAAUUUCUGAUAAUGAAGAGCGCAAUAGAGAAAGUAAUUCCGUAGACAAAAAACUAACGCCAGAGGCUACGAUAUUACAUGCGACUGGAGGCAUAGAGCUUGUUCCAUUGUUAGCAAGAAGUAGGCGCGUUGGUGCUCGAACUCUGCCUUCGAGCGAUGUCACACGACCUCAGGAGCAGUCAUGCGAAUGGCGGGAGCUUAUGGAUGUAAACUAUUUAAAGGAAUUAAAACAUCAAAUACGAAUAAAAAGUGAAAAACAAAAGGAGUGUCGCCGUGAUUCUGCGGAGAGCGUCCGGCGACAUCACACGACGUGGGCUUCUCUGUGGGGGCGCCCCGGACACGGCGCGCCGCAGCAGCGCGGCCGAUACGCGCGCAGCAACCUCGCACAACUGCUAUACGUUCCACACCUCACUAACUCAAACAUAUAGUUCCUUUGUUGUAAAUCUAAUAUUUCUUAAA